AAUCGAAAUAGAAACAAAGUGGUAAGGGGUUAAUGCUCAAGCCGUCUUCCUAAGCUCUCAAGUAGCAGAAGACGAGAUUCACGUGGGAAAAUGGUGCAGCGGCUGACCUACAGGAACCAAUCACCACCGCAUCGUCAAAACUCCCGGUAGAUUCCUGACUUGAGACCUGCUGAGUACAAGAGGUCUAGAUUAUCCCAGAAUCGUACAACUGCGAAUUGUGCCUAUGGUGGAGUCUUAUCCAGUGCUGCUGUGAGGGAGAGAACCAUUUUUGCGCAGCAAAAACCCGAAGCCGGAACCAUGGUGCAGCGGCUGACAUACAGGAAGCGACAUAGCUACGCAACGAAAUCUAAUCAGCAUCGAGUCGUCAAAACUCCCGGAGGGAAGCUAGUGUAUCAGAGCACCAAGAAGCGUGCAAGUGGUCCCAAGUGCCCUGUUACUGGAAAGAGGAUCCAGGGGAUUCCUCACUUGAGACCAGCCGAGUACAGGAGGUCUAGAUUGCCCAGAAAUCGUAGGACUGUCAACCGUGCCUAUGGUGGAGUGCUAUCUGGUGUAGCUGUGAGGGAGAGGAUCAUUAGAGCUUUCUUGGUGGAAGAGCAGAAGAUCGUGAAGAAGGUGUUGAAGAUACAGAAGACCAAGGAAAAGCUUGCCUCUAAGAGCUGAAGAUACUUUUGGGAACCAUUAGUUUUGAGGAAGUUUGGGGUUUUACUCAGAUUUUUUAAACCUUGUCGUUUCUCUGGAUUUUUGGAAAUGACAUCUAUUGUGAUCUUCAGUUUGUCAAAAUAUCUCUAGCAUUUUGAUGGCGAUUAACUUUUUGUAAUGCCUUAAUCUUAAUUCCAAUUAAUUAGUAAUUACUAUUGCGUUUUA
Salvia miltiorrhiza (redroot sage) is the source of this 864-nucleotide messenger RNA. RefSeq names its product 60S ribosomal protein L34-like. The transcript has 6 exons. Gene Ontology annotation, molecular function: structural constituent of ribosome. The coding region runs from base 298 to 660 and encodes 120 amino acids. Lineage: Eukaryota; Viridiplantae; Streptophyta; Magnoliopsida; Lamiales; Lamiaceae. Gene Ontology annotation, cellular component: cytosolic large ribosomal subunit; ribosome. Gene Ontology annotation, biological process: translation; ribosome biogenesis. The record is from RefSeq and is a predicted model, not a curated record.